CUAUCUUUUAGCAUAUUAUUUGCACCUCUACUUUCAGCGUGCCAUGAGAAGGAAGGUUGUGCUCUGUCUAAUCAUCUGUAGUUUUGUGAAGCUCUUCAGCUUCAAAUGCUUUUCAGAUCUUGUACAGUCUUCAAAGGCAAGAUCUGCCUUUCAGCUACUCCGGGCGAGAUCGAGAUGUUCAGUGAAUGCUGGGCCAGGAGGAGUUCUUCCAGAUGGCCAGUUGAGAGAUGCGUAUGACAUGGAGACAUCGAUGGAAGCUCGGGAAGGGGUGCUGCGACUCUUCCCUUCAUCAAUCUAUCGAAAGCGACUUCGGCCAGAUGUGGAUGAGCUCAAAGCGCUGAACGAAGAUAUUGCGCUUAACUUCAAGCGCUUAAUGGCACGGGAUGAGAAGGGUAUCGAGUGGUCAAAGACGCACUAUGCAGGUGGUUAUACUUCAUACUUUAGCUUGCCAGCACUGCAAAAGUGGGUGCCACCUAUCCAAACCCUGGAGGAGUGGUUGAAGCCUCACAUAGAAGAGUUUAGAAAAGAAACCAGGCUCAUCAAUGGGCCUGAGCUGUUUAUGACGGAUUGUUGGGCGAAUGUGAUGGGGGAGGGCACUGAGCACACCUUUCAUCAGCACAAUCGAUCAACGAUCAGUGGCACCUACUACGUGCAAACGCCCAAAAAGUGUUCAAGUCUGCUGUUUGAAGAUCCACGCUUGGACAGGACAGUUGCAAAGCAAGAAAGACAAGUGAUCGAAUGCCCGGCAAUUGCAGGGUUUGUCGUGUUGUUUGAAAGCUGGCAACGUCACACAGUGCCCCCAAAUACUGGCGACAACGAACGAAUUAGUGUGAGUUUUAACUACCACUGGCGCUACGAAGAGCCCACCAAAGCUCAUCUGGGGUGAUACGAAGCAA
This is a messenger RNA of Durusdinium trenchii, 896 nucleotides long. The record is from the annotation of a GenBank genome assembly. Lineage: Eukaryota; Dinophyceae; Suessiales; Symbiodiniaceae.